This is a messenger RNA of Funneliformis caledonium, 1857 nucleotides long. Lineage: Eukaryota; Fungi; Glomeromycota; Glomeromycetes; Glomerales; Glomeraceae. The record is from the annotation of a GenBank genome assembly.
AUGGAUUUAACACCUGAGUGUCUUAACGAUUUGUUUUACCGUGUUUUUUGGGAAAACACUAAAGAACCUACGCUCAAAAAAUUUUUGGAUUUUCGGCUUCGUUCCGGUGACUUAGAGGAUAUGCAAACCGAGCAUAAUAAUUACAAGAAUGAGUUGUUAACCAUUAGUUCGCAUUAUGCCAAAAUAUCUGAAAUUGGGGAAAAAGUAAAAAAAUGGAAACUAACUUUUAAGGCAUGUUUAUAUUUACCUUAUUGGGAAAGACUGCUUGUUUGUUGGUGUGCACAUCUUCCAAUGAAUGGUCCUCGUGGACUACCUUUCGAUCUGCUUGUUCGUAAGGGAAAGACUGCUUGUUCGUCUGCGAGUGCUAAAAAGACGAAGCAAAUAAAAAUCUUCUGGGAGAUGCAUGAACAGAAGGAAAAUAUUAACAUGAAGAGCAAGUUACUUGAAGAACAAUACAAAUUGGAUCUUAUGCAGGCUCAGGCAGAAAUGACAGAAGUUCAGGUGAAUGGAAUUGUACACACUGCAACACAAUUAAACAAAGGUGCUCUUUCAAACUUAGAGAAUAUCGUUUCUACAAUUGCAUCUGUGAAAUCUGAAAUGAGGAACAAACGAGCUAAACUUGUAUUCAUCAUCUUUUGUAUUCUUGAAUUGCAUCAGUCAUUACACAAUUCCCCUGACAUUGUUGUUGAUGAAGAGUACAACGAAAUUGCAGAGUGUGAAUAUUUAAAAACUCAAAUGAUUCAAGAGUCCACUCAUACCACCACAAAUGAAUUACGUGAGAUUAUAAAUAAAGUAAAGAAUUCCACACAUCGGUUGUUUGAAUAUCGAAUCAUUGAUCUUUCUGACCGAAAUGCAGCAAACCCAGUGAAUAAAAUCUUCACAACCAGUGAAAAAGAAUUGUUAAAAGAUUUCUGGGAUACUUCUGAAGAAUCAUGUCAAUUUAAUACAUAUGACCCCAAAUGGGAAGAGAUUAUAAAACCUCUUUUGAACACUUAUGGUGGGGCUUUCAUUGAGCCUAAAUCAAUGUUUGAUGAUGUUCUGAUGAAUCUUGACAUUGUUAUGGAGAAGCCAUACAAUGGUGUCUUCAACUACAAACAGCAUUACAUUCUUUUAUGGGUACAAGAUUUGUAUAAGCGAUUCAUACUCAAUUUCAAGGCGCCAUUAAAUAAACUCACGGAUUCCAAGCAGUCAGAGUUCUCUUAUCGUGAAGAUUUUAUUUCACCAAUAUUAGCACGAGCAUUUGAUGAUUUAGAUACCAUUCGAUUCAGAACUGGCGAAAUUGAGAAUAUGUUAACAAAGAAACAAAGAAAUGAAACUGAACAACAAAAAUCUCGUAUCCGCCUUGGUUAUAACCAAGAUGGUAUCAUUGAAGUCAGUUUAAAUGCGACGGACUUGGAGAUUGGUUUCAUGGAAGUUGUUGGUAGUGCAAUUGAAAUUGACUUUAAAAAACUAGGUGAGGACACUGAAAAAGUCUUCAAAGCAAUGCAAAUCUCCAUGUUCUAUCAGAGACUAUAUUUCCUUCAACGUGGAGCCACUGAAGAUAAAAUCAAAUGCAUAGAAAGUUACGGAAUUGUAGUAUAUCAACGUGUAAUUACCAUUUAUACAAUGCAUCGCAUACCAGAAGGAAUAUACAUUGUUGAUAUACUUAUGCAAUUCUCUAUUCCUGAGAUCAAAAAUGAUUUCUACAUGAUCAAAGAACUUAUUGAAAAGAUUUAUUUCUUCAAGAUUCGUAUUAUGGAAUACUAUACAAAAAUGCGAGCGAUCAUACAGAAUCCAAGUAGAACAUAUAUUCAAACAAAAGAAUUACCAACUGAGGCAUCACCAUCAAAGACGUCAAAGAAGAUAUUUGAAAUUUAA